Molecule: messenger RNA, 1205 nt
Organism: Priapulus caudatus
Lineage: Eukaryota; Metazoa; Priapulida; Priapulimorpha; Priapulimorphida; Priapulidae
Product: NADH-ubiquinone oxidoreductase subunit 8-like
Exons: 6
Coding region: 51-674 (207 amino acids)
Biological process (GO): mitochondrial respiratory chain complex I assembly; mitochondrial electron transport, NADH to ubiquinone
Cellular component (GO): membrane
Molecular function (GO): NADH dehydrogenase activity; 4 iron, 4 sulfur cluster binding
Source: RefSeq, a predicted model, not a curated record
AACUCAGAUAUCAACGAUACAGUUCGAUACUCCCAAGAAAUCGAGUAAACAUGGCAGCGCUAUGGCGAGCAUCGAAAUCGGGCAGUUCCCUUCUGAUGCAUCUUGCAAGACCGGCUGCUGUCACACAAUCUAGAAGUGGAACAAACUACAUUCAAGUUAACCCCGGUGAUCCUAGCAUGGACUGGAAAGACAUCACAGACAGGGCUGCAGGGACAGUGUUCAUCACUGAGCUUGUGAGAGGUGCUGGCGUCGUGCUUGGUCACUUGUUCAAGGAGCCAGCGACGAUCAACUACCCGUUUGAGAAGGGACCACUGAGUCCACGCUUCAGGGGCGAGCACGCGCUACGCCGCUAUCCGUCCGGCGAGGAACGAUGCAUCGCAUGCAAGCUCUGUGAAGCCAUCUGCCCCGCACAGGCGAUUACGAUCGAGGCGGAGCCGAGAGAGGACGGCAGUCGACGCACGACGCGCUAUGACAUCGACAUGAGCAAGUGCAUCUACUGUGGAUUCUGUCAGGAAGCUUGUCCGGUCGACGCCAUCGUCGAGGGCCCCAACUUUGAAUUUUCGACGGAGACGAGAGAGGAGAUGCUGUACAACAAGGAGAAGCUCCUGAGCAAUGGUGACAAAUGGGAGCCGGAGAUUGCCGCAAACCUUCAGGCUGACCACCUCUACAGAUAAACACAGAUGGCGUCGUAUGUGUCUGUGAUGCGUCAUACGUGCCUACUUGGUGCCCGAUUUUGACGUACUGUCUUAGUCUCCAUAUAAACAAACCAUAACAGAAACGAUGCGCUCUUGAGUUAGACAUGCUUGUCAAAUGGGUGCUUAUUUAUUUAAUGAAUAUAAAAAUUGGGUCAGUUUAGUAGGCACUUUUAUGGACACAGCUUGAAUAUUGUUUGGUAAUUGUUUAGGUUGUUAAGUUUUAUAAGUAAGCGAGAUAAGUGAGUAUGAGCUGUUAACCAUCAAGGACUUGUAGGUAAUAAGGUGACUCCAUCUAGUGGUGAGAAAAUGUCUAAACGAAGGUUUCCAGCAAGAGUAUUUUUACCAUUUUUGCAAACAAAGUUAACAGUACGAGUCUGUUUUUUGUGUUUUGCUAAUGAACUGCUAAGUAACUGUUAGGAGGUGCAGUACAAAAAAUCAUUUUGGUUGUAGGUACCAUGUAGUGCAGCAAUCAUCCAAGUGUAAAUAAAACUGUUGUGUUUACAAAAAUAA